This is a messenger RNA of Perca fluviatilis (European perch), 2546 nucleotides long. It is a transcript of the gene snx22, whose product is annotated as sorting nexin 22. Gene Ontology annotation, molecular function: phosphatidylinositol phosphate binding. The transcript is spliced from 7 exons. Bases 624 to 1190 code for a protein of 188 amino acids. Lineage: Eukaryota; Metazoa; Chordata; Actinopteri; Perciformes; Percidae. The record is from RefSeq and is a predicted model, not a curated record.
UUAGGGAUGGGAAGAUAUAAAUCCCAUGAUGACCAGUCACAGACAGAGCAUGUGAUUGUAGUUGAGAUUAACACAUGGAAAAUCGUCUGUGCGUGCUAUUUUUAAAGUGAAUGAGGAAAAUGGGAAUCGUGCAACAACAAAAAAACAACUAUUUUAAUACUUAGAGUGCAACACGACGCCUUCUCCUUUUAUCUCUUCCUCUAAACAAAGUUGGGAGUUUGAAUUUGGAGCAGUGGGCCUGAGAGGAUGUGAUCUGGUCUAGGUUUACAUCCCCUUUUACAUCCAAUGAAUUGUUUUGCUUGUACUUUGUGUUUCAAGCACAGUGGGAAGUGAACCUGGAUUUGAAAGUGCCAUUUGACAUUUAGUCUUCUGGUUUUUAAACCCAAUAGAGUUGAGUGUUGGACUGCACCUUUAACGCCUCUGCACGCGCCAUAGCGGUUGUGUUUGUCCAAUUAGUGUGUAGGUGGAGCACAGGAAGAAUCAGGCAGGCAGGCACGGGUCUUUUUUUUUUUCAGUUCCUGGACGCGGAGAAAAACGUGUCAAGUUUUCUUCCAGUUGCAUAAAGUAAGUCGCAGCCAGCAGCCGGUCGAUGAAGUCCGACGGUGUUGGAGGAAGAUUUCCCGAUGAUUGAAGUAUCGAUACCGUCUCUGGAGAGGGAAGUGGAUGACUCGGGGAAGUCCAGAAAGCUUUUCAGAGUGGAAGUCUUGUUUCACGGGAGGAAACAUUAUGUGCUCAGAAGAAGCAGCGAAUUCCAGACUCUCCACAGGAAACUCAGGAAGAUCACCCAGACUCCCGACUUCCCGAGCAAAAGGAACCCCCAUCUGAGGACCAAACCAGCGGAGCAGAGGAGGCAGGAGCUGGAAGACUACAUCCAGGAUAUCAUCUAUCAAGACGAAGACGUGCCGCAGGUUCUGCUGGACUUCCUCCAUGUGAAACACUUUCACACGGGGAUCAAGAAGAGCAGCAUGGAAUCAGUGGAUGAAUUGGACAGUCAGGAUUACAGUUAUCCGUUACCAAAUCAGCCAGUGUUGGGAUUUUUUCAGGAUCCUUAUCUCUCUGACUGCACAUCAGAUCUCCCAGAUAUUGUUGUGGAUGGGGUUCUUCAGGGUUUUUAUCCCCGGGACGUCCGGGUCAGCUUCACCGCCCCCAUUCUCACCGAGCCCGACCCCACCACUUCGAUAGAGGCCUAAACUUAUAAUUAGAUGUAAGAUUCAGUGUUUUAAAAUAGAAUAUACAAUACAGUCAAAUACACAAUGCCAGCAAGAAAGAUAAAUGAAAAAAGCCGUCGGCAUACACUUGCAUACAUGAUACAGAAGAAAAAGAGCCUGAAAUAGGUCACCGUCUCAGGUAGUGCACCUGAAUCUCAUUGUAUGUAAACGCAAUGACAAUAAAGGAAUCCUAUCUUAUCACUGGAUGCUUUUGUCCAAAAUCAGCAGCCCCAGUGGGAUUUAAAUCCAAAACCCAGGCUUUGUUGUUCCGAUACCUGUUGAAUUGUUCAACCAUUUCAUAGCCCUUUGAGAAUCUCAUAUUGAGGCCAAACACCAAAAUUCAUAUUGAAACUUAGUCACUCAAUAUGUCUGUUUUUAGUCAGUUUAAGUAGCACACAAACAGUUUUUAGGGGUCCCAUAUUGUAAAAAGUGAGAUUUCUGUCUUUAUUAUAAAGCAGGUCGAGGUGCUGUGUUAAUACUGUGAAAAUGCUUAAUUUACAGAGAGAUGCACACCGGUCUUGUUCAGAAUCUGUGCCUUUUUAAAGGAGCCAUCAGGACUUGUGUACGGUUGUGAUGUCACAACUAUACUAUAUAUAGGUAGAAAGCGUUGUUACAGUGCAGUUAGUCAUUCCCAGACUGCAAUGAAGGUGCAGAGACUCCGAGAGCGCAACUACGGUAGACUCCAGAAUGCUGACCAAUCAGAGCAGACUUGGCUUUUUUUGGGGGGGGGCAUAAAGAGACAGGCGUUACAACUGAGCGUUGCAGACAGAAGGUGAAUACAGGUAUGUUCAGACAGUAUGAGAUAAAUGUGUUUUUUUAACAUUUUAAGCAUGUACACAUGUUCUAGUAGAAACCAAAAAUACAAGAAUAAACCUGAAAAUAAGCAUGAUAUGUCUCCGUAAAUGGAGAUGUCCACAAGAAAACCUGUCUAUUAUCCCUUUUAGCGACUAGUUUAGUUUAAUUUAAUUUAAAAAAAAUGAAGGCACAGUGUGGAAGUGUAGAAAAUGACUUGAAAUCCAGGCAGCUGAUAGGGUUGGGUUUGUAUUUUUUUUUAGAUAUUCUUGUUUACAUUUCUGUCAAAGUUUAGACAGAUUUAUGUAUAGUUUCUUAUAUUCUAUACUAUAUUUGUAGUAAUUUGAGUUUAUUGAGGCUGAUAUAAAUUUGUUUUUUGGUGUUUGGUCAAACAUGAUCAGCCUUUGAUGGCUCGAGCCAAAUACACAUACUAAGGCUUUAUUUUGAAGCACUUUGUUCAGUGUAAACAAAUGUUUUUGGAGCUAUAUGUACUUUUGUAUCAUCUUGUUUAUAUUGAAAUUAUAAUAAAGAACCACACACGACUCA